GGUGGGAGGCUAGCAUGGGCUACAUACUGUCUCAAAAAAAAAAAAAAAGCUGAACUAUAUGACCUUAAAAUUAAAUCUUUAAAAAAAAAUAAAUGCUGAAGAAUACUCAAAAGCAUCACUUGGUUUCUUUACAUAUGAGGGCUAGGAAGACCACACAGAACUCCAUUACAGCAUGUCUUUCCCCCAUUCCAUGUUUCAAACGUUUGGUAGCUUGAUCGUGAUGUGAUAGGAUUUAUACCACAGAAGUCAGCAAAUUACAAAUCAAGGCUUUCUCCCCCUAGAGGAUAACUGUUAAAUAUUUACUGCCAUGGCCCUCUAUAAACUUAGGAGUAAACCUUGGAAUCAGGAAGUCAAAGUUUAAAUCAGGGCUCCAUCAGUUGCUAACAAUGUGACUUGGCUAAUAUAUUUAAUGUUGGUUUCCUCAAUCAUAAAAUAAGACAAACAGUUCUGCUUCCGCCAUUUGUACAGCUAACACAAAAUACCUGAGGAGAAUUAUUUUAAAAGAAAUGUAUUUCUCACAGAUCUGGAGGCCGGAAAGGUCAAGAUUAAGGUGCUGAUAGAUUUCGGUGCCUCAUGAGGAGGGACUGCUCUUCACAUGGCAGGAGAGAGAGAACCUUUUUAUAUGCUUGUUUUUAUAAGUGCGUUGUCCUAAAACCUUCCCCGUAGGUCCCACUCCCACCUCUGCCUCGUUGGGGAGUAAAUUUCCAUGGAUUUGGAGAGGAUAAAUAUAUGCAAACCACAGGAACAAAAUAAAACAAUUAAAUGAAGUUUCAAUAAGUGCUUAGUACAACAACAGAUAUAGGUUCCGAGUAGAUGUGAAUAAAUUCUUUUCUACCAUAUGGAGAUAGGAGUAGGUUGUUUAGGGGCAGAAGAGAUGUCUCAGAAGAUCAGAGUGUGGUUCCCAGUACCCAUAUCCAGAGGAUAACAACUGCCUGUAACUAUAGUUCCAAGCUUCCAAUACCCAUCUCUGGCCUCCUCAGACGCUUGCACACAGUACAAAUACAAGACAAGUAGGCACACACAUGGAAAUUAAAAAAAAAAAAAAGAAUGGACUAUCCAGAAUAUCCAUUAUAAAGCAAAAGAAAAUGUUUUUGUUGGAGGGGUUGAGUGGGAGCAGUGAGCUCUUUUUAGGUGCCUGAAGCUUUAUUCCUAAGCUUUCUAACCCCAUGAGUGGGAGAAUCCAGUUUCUGCUCUGCUCUGGGGUACACAAUGAAAGCACCAGGCCUGGCACACUCAGUACUCAGUCAUCCCAGGAGUGAUGACCGAAGUCAGAUUAGUUUUAAUGCAGGUUGGACGAAGCUAUCCCAAGGAAUAAUGAGGUCAAUGUUCAGCUUAAAUAUAGAGCCUGCAAUGCCAGAGAAUGUCCUAGCCAUUAAGGGUUUUGCUGGCCUAUGUCCAGUCUUUCCUGGAGGAAGUAAAAAAGCUGUUGGUUGUGAGAAUUAAGACUACACCAAAAAGGAAAUGAUUGUAUUUUUCAGAACUUGAAUUUCCCUGGAAAUCAAGCUAGAGACUGAGGUCUCUAUACCCCUUCUGAAUACUGGAGGGUUACAGAGGACAGGAAAGGGGCAGAGAAGAGGAUAUGCGUGCCCCUAAGCCCGUGUAGCUAGGGCUUAGGAGGAGUGUUAGGGCAAGUCUGGAAAGCCAGUCAGCAGGAGGGAAAUCUUCCCAGCCUCUGACCUGUGAUUGAAGGUAUGAGUGCACUGGUGCCUGUGGCCUCCAGGGGGCGCCUGUGCAUAACUAUGAACAAAUGUCUUGGUCCAGGCAGGAGGAGGGCUGGAUAGACUGAGGACAAGCAGAAGUGGCCUCUUCUGAUGAGAGGAAUAAAAGCAAGGUCAGUACUGUGCUGAGUGCUUGAGGAGAGAGCUACCUUGUGACUUAUGAUCUGUGACCACUACCAAAGUUGCCACCAAUUCACAGCCCAGAGUUUGUAAGUGGAUGUAAUUCUCUACCUCAACAGUUUUUGUCUAGAAGUUGGGCUUCAUCUGUGUUGCCUACUUGUGAAACACUGUGGGGGUCUAGUCAUUCCCUGGAGGUUCUGACAUUGCAUUUAAGCCAACAGUUGAAUGCAUGGUACAUGAGUUAGGAGACAACAGUAUUAAAGGGCCAUAAACACUUUUCUGAGGUAGGUGAUGGAUCCAGGGAUGGUAUAAAGGGGCCCAGAACUGUAUGGGAAGAGGCAAUGCUGUAAAAUGAGCAUCUAGUAUUUAUGCUGUUUCUCUUUAGAAGACUCUGCUAGGCAGACAGAGACUGGCCUACAAGUUAGUAAUGGAUCCCCAGAAAGGCUAUAUAAGGUAUCAGAGGCUGUGAGGAAGAGAGUGAGUCUGGGGUAUCAGCUACCAGUGCAGAUCCAGCCAGAGAUGCCUUGCGAUGGGAGAAGAUGGGUGUCAGGCCUCAGCUGUAAUAGCUGUGUCAUUUUUCCUUUGGGAAUCUAGCUUUGCUCACUGACCCAUGAGGAAGGAGUAACACUAACAACAUAUGUUCAUUGUUAGUCAAGAGAGGACAUUGUACGUGAUGGCAGAAACUUGGUCUCAUGCCCCAGAGUUCCCAGAGUUCUAGUUGGAAGUUUUACAGAAUAGAAAAGAGAUCCUGGGGCAAGUAGCAGGGCACGAACUCAGCAUGAUCACGGCCUGCAGUCUCAUCUCAGCACUUAAUAAAGGAGAUGGUUAGCUCUGGCUUCUGCCAAGGUUGGGUAGAGGGAUGUAAGGACCAUAAGACCCCUAAGAAGGACCACUAAGGAACAGAGGUCUGGGAGACUCAGGCUAAAGCAUAGCUGCUGCUACCUACAAUUCUCUACUGAGCUGGCAGCAAGUCUUGGGUGUAACUGAGGCAGGCUUUGGAGGUCCCAGGAAGUGGUGAGAAUAGCAGGUACUGGGAAUGGCAGGUUAUAUCUCAGGAAAGAGAAGGAUGUGGGACCAAAACAUUGGGGAGAGAAAUGGAACCACCAGACAAAGGGCAGUGGCAAACAAAUGUGACUGCUAAAGUUCAGUAUGUACCUGUCAUAAAGGUACCCCCAUUAAUAAUGUCCACUUGCUUCAGAAGAGGAAAAAUUCUCAGAAAUGCAAUGAUAAGAAGAAAAGCAGGUCAGUGAAGUGAAAACAAAACAAGAACAGGACUCGGGAUAGCAGAGUGCUUGCCUGGUAUGUGGGAAAACCCGGGAUUGCUUAAGAAACAAAACUAACAAAAAGCAAUCAAUAAGUACCUGGAAAUAAUGUCAAGUUUUGGUAGGUGACAUAAAGGAAAUGAGAGGCUGAGAGGUCGGAAAAGCUAGUCAAGAGAGCAUGUAUGAAGAAGGUAAUGAACCUUUAAGUCAAAAUCAGUUAUAAACAUUGUGCAAUCCUAGUUUCAAUUCGGUAUGUUCUGUGAUAGAUAAAUAAGUGUUCCCCCCCCCCCGCCCCAAAGUUGGAAUUAUCAAGAGAGACUACAGGGAACUGACACUCUUCGGGCCCUGAUACUGUCACGCCUUCCCUCGGAAGCUUUUUGAAGCUUUUUUUUUUUUUUUUUUUUUUUUUUUUUCUGGUUGAGUUUGGGACAGGGUUUGGCACAUUGAGACAAUUAUUUGGCGAUAGAUAAUAUCUCCAAACCAUCUGUAAAGGUUUGGGGGUACCCCUAGAAGAGGCCCCCAUGACUGAUGCUUGGAAAAGGUUCUUUUGAAUAUCUCUGAGGAAGCUCAUUCGUGUGUGCAGGGUUAUAAGCAGUGGUCUGUUUAGUUGUCAUAGGCUUUGCUUGAGUUGGACUUGAUACUCAGUACACAGAAAAGGUUCACUUUCCCCCUUCUUUCCUCUCCCAUUGUAGAGAUAAACUCAGCCUUAUAAAGGUAACUGUCCACCCUAUUCUGAUUUAUGAGCAACUACACCUGUCAGUAUUUGAGAGAGUCCCAGUAGAUAUGAGCUAGUCACAGCUGGAAAUUUGCUGAAGGGGGGGGGGGGCUACUGCCGGGAAGACAGAGUCUUGGAUUUGGGGUUUUUUUAGACUUUGACCUUAUUUGCUGUGAUGCCAUCUGCAAAUAUGACAUCGCUAUUUCUCAAUAGGGUUAGAAAUGGGGGUGGUGCUGUUUCCGAUUCUGUAUAAGUUCAGCCUCAUGCCCAGUGCUGUCCUGUGACCUUUCCAGCUCAGCAUGGCUAGGACGGUGGUAUCACCAGUAACCCUGGUGUUGCUGGGCCUGUGCUGGUCCCUGGCUGUUGCCAACCCUCUUCCUUCUGCCCGUGGGAAUGUUGCUGAAGGUGAAAGUGAGACCAAGCCAGACUCAGAUGUAAUCGAGCGCUGCUCAGAUGGCUGGAGCUUUGAUGCUGCCACCCUGGAUCACAAUGGGACCAUGCUGUUCUUUAAAGGGGAGUUCGUGUGGAAGGGUUACACAUGGAUCAGAGAAACAAUCUCAGAGAGAUGGAAGAAUUCCACCAGCUCAGUGGAUGCUGCAUUCCGUCGUGGUCCUGACAGUGUUUUCCUGAUCAAGGGAGACAAAGUCUGGGUAUACCCUCCUGAAAAGAAGGAAAACGGAUAUCCAAAGUUGCUCCAAGAAGAAUUUCCUGGAAUCCCAUACCCACUGGAUGCGGCUGUGGAAUGCCAUUAUGGAGAAUGCCCGAGUGAAGGCAUACUCUUCUUUCAAGGUAACCGCAAGUGGUUCUGGGACUUUGCUACAAGAACCAUAAAAGAACGGUCCUGGCCAGCUGUUGGGAAUUGCACCUCAGCCUUGAGGUGGCUUGAACGCUACUAUUGCUUCCAGGGUAACCAGUUCCUGCGCUUCAACCCAGUCACAGGAGAGGUGCCUCCCAGAUACCCUCUGGAUGCCCGUGACUACUUCAUGCCCUGCCCUGGCAGAGGCCAUGGUAGACACAGAAAUGCAACUGGUCACAGGAAUAGCACCCAUCCUAUGCAUUCCCGCUGUAGCCCAGAUCCUGGCUUGACUGCAUUAAUGUCUGACCACCGUGGUGCCACCUAUGCCUUCACUGGCUCCCACUACUGGCGUCUGGACUCCAGCCGUGAUGGUUGGCAUAGCUGGCCCAUUGCUCAUCACUGGCCCCAGGGGCCUGCAACAGUAGAUGCUGCCUUUUCCUGGGAUGAUAAAGUCUAUCUCAUCCAGGGCACUCAAGUGUAUGUCUUCCUGACAAAGGGAGGCAAUACCCUAGUAAAUGGUUAUCCAAAGCGGUUGGAGAAGGAACUUGGGAGCCCUCCUGGGAUCAGCCUGGAGACUGUGGAUUCAACCUUUACCUGCCCUGGUUCUUCCAGGCUCUAUGUUACAGCAGGACGGCGGCUAUGGUGGCUGGACCUGAAGUUGGGUGUUCAGGCGACAUGGACAGAGCUUUCUUGGCCCCAUGAGAAAAUUGACGGGGCUCUGUGUUUGGAAAAGUCCCUUGGUCCCAACUCAUGUUCUUCCAGUGGUCCCAGUUUGUACCUUAUCCACGGGCCCAAUUUGUACUGCUACAGCAGUAUAGACAAACUGAAUGCUGCCAAGAUUGUUUCUCAGCCCCAGAAAGUAAACAGCCUCCUUGGGUGCAGUCAGUAAGAAGCCCUGAUGGGAAUUAGCCCAGCUCAGUCCAGCCCAGCCACCUCUCCAUUUUCAUCCUAAUAAAACCAGAUGGCUUCUUCACAUGA
Messenger RNA from Cricetulus griseus (Chinese hamster), 5589 nucleotides. The record is from RefSeq and is a predicted model, not a curated record. Lineage: Eukaryota; Metazoa; Chordata; Mammalia; Rodentia; Cricetidae.